AUGCAAUACGUUGGACGAGCUAUAGGAUCGGUGUCGAAGACUUGGUCGUCCAUCAACCCAUCUACCUUGUCUGGAGCGAUCGAUGUGGUCGUUGUAGAACAUCCGGAUGGUAGACUGGCAUGCUCGCCGUUUCAUGUACGGUUUGGAAAGUUCCAAAUCCUGAAGCCCUCGCAAAAAAAAGUGCUCGUUUCUGUUAACGGACAGCCCACAAACAUUCCUAUGAAGCUGGGGGACUCUGGGGAGGCGUACUUUGUGUUCGAAACGGAGGCAGAUGUUGAUGCAAUUCCGGAUGAACUCAUCUCUUCGCCUGUAGUGAGCGCUACCAGCAGCCCAUCAGCUACCCCGAACGACACAGAAAGCAACAUAGCGCCAUUGGAAGAGCCUGAUUUUUUGGAUAUCGGCAAACCGGUGCAAGUGGAUACCCUAAUGCCCUCAACUCCCCCUCCUCCUAGACGACACUCGAUAUUCGAGGAAAGAGCUCGUAAGCUUAACCAAAAGCUGCACGAGAAAAAAAUUCCCAGUAAGUUUGACAACAAUGGCGACUUGUUGCUUGAUAUCGAGGGCUACAAGCCUAGCACGGACAAAGUGCACGACACAGACGCCAUGCUGAAGCAGCUACUCCAGGAUGAGCUGGGCACCGAUUUUGACAUUUCAUCGUUUGUGAGGGAAGAUCGCAGCGGUAACAUGCGGAUCGUGAACCCGGGGGACGACGCAAGCUUUAUUUCACCGCCUGGCUCUCCCACUCCGCAGCCAAGCGAUGUUCCCGACAUCCCCAGCUCAUGCCCCUCAGAAACCUCUACACAGACUUCUAUCACAACUUCAACAGACUACACUCCUCCUUCGUCAUCUAGAGCACCAGACUCGGCCGUCGCUCCAAAAAAUUAUAUCAAAACUAUUCGACUCACGUCCGAACAGCUGCGAUGUCUCGAUUUGAGGUAUGGUGAGAAUGACUUAUCGUUUUCCGUUGAUAACAGCAGGGCCGUUAUUACUGCAAAGCUGUUUCUUUGGCGGUGGGACGUACCGCUUGUCAUUUCAGACAUUGAUGGUACAAUAACAAAGUCUGACGCAUUGGGUCAUGUCUUAACGAUGAUCGGUAGAGACUGGACCCAUCUUGGAGUAGCAGAGCUGUUCACUGAGAUCAAGAGAAAUGGUUACAACGUGGUCUACCUAACAGCUAGAAGUGCCGGUCAGGCAGAUUCCACUAGAAGCUAUCUGAAUAGUAUUGCUCAGGACGGCUUCAAGCUACCGCGCGGCCCCGUUAUCUUAUCACCAGACAGAACCAUGGCAGCAUUGAGAAGAGAGGUCAUUUUGAAAAAACCUGAAGUGUUUAAAAUUGCCUGCUUGAAUGAUCUCCGAAGACUGUACUAUGGAGAAGUCGAGCUAAGUAAAUUGAAUGACGACACAAGAAGGGAUGAUUUUCCCACACCCUUUGUUGCAGGAUUUGGCAACCGGAUCACAGAUGCCCUCGCUUACCGCACCGUUGGUAUCCCAAGUUCCAGGAUUUUCACUAUAAAUCCCGAUGGAGAGGUUCACAUGGAGCUGUUGGAGCUUGCUGGAUAUCGAAGUUCUUACAUCCACAUCAAUGAGCUGGUGGACCAUUUUUUCCCACCAGUGGCUACCAAUUACUCUAACGGCGGGGAUGAUUGUAGGAACCUGUCACCAACUCCAGGGUCUCCUCCUGGCACCGUGGUGGAGGGCAGGUCGUUUCAUCGCCCACGCGACGUGCAAUUCACAGAUGUGAAUUUCUGGCGAGAGCCUAUUCUUGAUUUGGACGAUCUUUCGGACCUGGAUAGCGUUGCUGCGGAAGAAGCAGAUGCGAGCGAAAGGCCCACGAACUUUUCUGAGCCGUUUUCUGAUGCAAAGAGCUCCAAAAGUACAAGCUAUGAGACCAACUCUCCCUCCACGCCCAACAGUCCGUUGCAAGGUUACAAAACCACUGGGAACCCAAAAACUGCAGGAAAACAGUUUUACCUGGAGCUGGGGUCGCCUUUGGCGUCGCCCAAGCUCAAUUACAUGGAUACCGCACACGGUGUGAAGCAACAACUAAAAACACUCAAUAUUUCGAAACCCACUGAGCCCAGUACAGAAGUCUCUGCGUUCCACGUUCUCAACGACAGGCGGGCUAAAAAUGCUGGUCCUGAACCCUCGAAGGAAGUCUUAGAAGAAGCCUCACAGGAAGCUUUUGCUGGCAUGAAAGCGCAUCCAGAGACGACCGACGACGAAUUCGAUGAAGACGAAUUUGACGAGGAUGAUGAAGAAGACGAUGACGACGACGACGACGAAGAUUACGAGCCGUAUCAAAUAGACGAGUCCGGCGACAGCGAAGAACAAGAUUUUGAUUUGGAUCUUGGACUGGACGAAGAAGAGUCUGAUGAAAUGCAUCCUAACGAAGAGAUCAAUGAACACGAAAAUACAAUGGCACAAGAGCGAACGCAAGAACCACAGAAUGACACUAAAACUACGAUCACAGCAGGAACUGGGUAUUGA
This is a messenger RNA of Lachancea meyersii CBS 8951, 2487 nucleotides long. The record is from the annotation of a GenBank genome assembly. NCBI's taxonomy places the organism in Eukaryota, Fungi, Ascomycota, Saccharomycetes, Saccharomycetales, Saccharomycetaceae.